AUUUCCGGUCCUCUGUUUAUUCACGGGUUCGUUUCCUCUGGUAACAUCUUCAGAAGCAGACGUGGAGACCUUUCACAACACACCCGACAUCCAGCCCAUGAUGAGGAGCUGAUCCUUUUUAAGUUUACUUUGAGUUAAUGUUGUUGUCUUGAUUACUUUGGGAAAUACACCGAAAAUGAAGGGUCUUGUACGGCUUUUCUGGGCAUUAAUGGUGGGAACUUUCGCCAUUACACAUCUUGUCCAACCUCAAGAUCAACUGGGAUUCAUCAGUUUGGAUUGCGGGUUGCCUGCAAAUGAGUCUCCAUAUACAGAACCUUUUACCAAUUUGACAUACACAUCCGAUGCCGGUUUCAUCCGCAGUGGAAAAACUGGAAGAAUCCAGAAAGAUCCCGGGAGUAACUACAUGAAGCCGUAUACCGUUCUGAGAUACUUUCCGGAUGGAAUACGGAACUGCUACGAUCUGAGUGUCAGACAGGACACAAAGUAUCUGAUCAACACCUUGUUCGUGUACGGGAAUUACGACGGUCGUAAUAGUCCUCCAAGAUUCGAUCUUUACUUAGGCCCCAAUUUCUGGGCGACUGUGGAUUUGCAGAGAGGAUAUGGCAAGGAAGAGAUCGUUCACGUCCCGAGGACGAAUACUUUGGGCAUAUGUCUCGUCAAGACAGGAACAACGCUCCCGCUGAUAUCUGCAAUAGAGUUACGGCCACUGAAAUACGGUACUUAUGUCUCUCAGACCGGAUCCUUGAAGAGCUUAUUCCGACAGUUUUUUAGCACAAGGAAUCGCGGUAUACGGUUUCCUGAUGAUGUCCAUGAUCGAGAUUGGUUUCCAUAUUUUGAAGACGACUGGACAGAGAUAAGCACCAAUCAGAGUGUGAAAGACGCCGAUGGUUAUGAACCUCCGCGAGACGCGGUCAUAACAGCUGCCACACCGGCUAAUGCCAGUGAACCAUUGAUCGUCUAUUGGCCUUUGGAGUCCCCCGAUGACCAAGUUGUCGUGUUCAUUCACUUUGCUGAGAUCCAAUCGCUAAAGGCAAAUGAAAUCAGGGAGUUCAACAUUUUGGCCAAUGGAAAAAUCGAUUAUGGCACAUAUAGUCCUAACAAGUUUGAAGUAGAGACUCUGUCAAACCCGGUUCCAUUGAAAUGUGACGGAGGGGAAUGCCGUUUGCUGCUUCUUAGGACACAGAGGUCUACCCUACCACCCUUGAUUAAUGCUAUGGAGAUUUUCUCGGUGAUUGAGUUUCCACAGUCAGAAACUGAUCAAAACGAUGUUGCUGCAAUGAAGAACAUCCAAGCUGCUUAUGGAUUAGACAUCAUCGGCUGGCAAGGAGAUCCAUGCGCCCCUAAGCAGUUCAUGUGGGAUGGUUUGAACUGCAGUAUUCCUGAUAUUUCUACGCCGCCCAGAAUCGUUUCUUUAGACUUAUCUUCCAGAGGAUUAAGCGGAGCCAUAGCACCAAGCAUCCAAAAUUUAACCAAGCUUCAACAACUCGACUUGUCAAAUAACAAUUUGACUGGAGGAGUUCCGGAGUUUCUGGCCAACAUUAAGUCAUUGUUGGUCAUAAACUUGAGCGGAAACAAUCUCACCGGUUCAGUUCCUCAGAUCCUUCUUGAUAGAGUAAAGGAAGGGCUGAAGUUAAAUGUUCAAGGAAACCAAAAGCUUUGCGAUUCCUCGUGCAAAAAGAAAUUCCCAGUCGCCGUUGCUGCAUCAGUUCCUACAGUGGCCAUUAUAAUAAUUGUAUCGGUUAUCGCUUUCGUUUUCAGCAGGAGAAAGAUGUCAUAUUAUGCGGAUGAACAUGCAUCACUGGGAAGAAGAAAUAGAAGAUUUACUUAUUCAGAGGUGACAUCGAUGACCAAUAACUUUGAAAGAGUGCUUGGGAAAGGAGGGUUUGGUGUUGUCAAUCAUGGGUUUCUGAAUGAUUCCGAACAAGUAGCCGUUAAAGUUCUUUCUCAGACAUCAGCUCAAGGCUAUAAGCAAUUCAAAGCAGAGGUCGAGCUUCUUCUGAGAGUUCACCACGUAAAUCUAGUAAGCCUCGUCGGGUAUUGCAAUGAAGGAGAUCACUUGGCACUCAUCUAUGAGUACAUGGCUAAUGGGAACUUACAAGAACAUAUGUCAGGAAAACGUGAAAGCUCUGUUUCAAACUGGGCAACCAGACUAAGAAUAGCUGCUGAGGCCGCACUGGGGUUGGAGUACUUGCAUAUCGGAUGCAAGCCACCGAUCAUUCAUAGAGACGUGAAAAGCGCGAAUAUAUUGCUGGACGAGAACUUCCAGGCCAAACUUGCUGAUUUUGGGCUUUCAAGAUCUUUCCCGGUCGGAAGUGAAACUCAUGUUUCCACUGAUGUCGUUGGCACUUUCGGAUAUCUUGAUCCCGAGUAA
This is a messenger RNA of Tarenaya hassleriana, 2371 nucleotides long. RefSeq names its product leucine-rich repeat receptor-like serine/threonine-protein kinase At2g14510. Bases 176 to 2371 code for a protein of 731 amino acids. The transcript has 13 exons. Gene Ontology annotation, biological process: protein phosphorylation. The record is from RefSeq and is a predicted model, not a curated record. Gene Ontology annotation, molecular function: protein binding; protein kinase activity; ATP binding. Lineage: Eukaryota; Viridiplantae; Streptophyta; Magnoliopsida; Brassicales; Cleomaceae.